Molecule: messenger RNA, 4674 nt
Organism: Priapulus caudatus
Lineage: Eukaryota; Metazoa; Priapulida; Priapulimorpha; Priapulimorphida; Priapulidae
Product: transcriptional activator protein Pur-beta-like
Exons: 8
Coding region: 143-1009 (288 amino acids)
Biological process (GO): regulation of transcription by RNA polymerase II
Cellular component (GO): nucleus
Molecular function (GO): DNA-binding transcription factor activity, RNA polymerase II-specific; purine-rich negative regulatory element binding; RNA polymerase II transcription regulatory region sequence-specific DNA binding
Source: RefSeq, a predicted model, not a curated record
UUUUUUCACGCUCAAAUGCUAGAUUUCUUGGACUAGAUGCUGAAUGCACUACCACGAUCAUGGAUCAGUGAGUCUACGUGUAAAAAACGGGAGAGUUAGCAUGCAUUCGAUUUCAAGAUAACGUGGCAAGAAACUCAUUCGUAUGCUAAAUCGAAAACGAGGCUUGAGACUGCUACCAAGGAAGGGUAUCAUGUCGGACCGAGAGAGUGGGGAUGAGCAGCCUCAACAGCCAGGCAAGUCAGGCCAGCAAAAUGAACAGGAACUGGCAACGAAGAUGCUCCAGAUUCAGUCCAAGCGGUUCUACUUGGACGUGAAACAGAACAAGCGAGGGAGAUUCAUAAAAGUAGCUGAGGUUGGUGCCGGCGGGAAGAAGAGUCGUCUGCUCCUGUCCAUGUCAACUGCUGCCGAGUUUAGGGAUCAUCUAACAGAAUUCAGUGAACACUAUGCAUCUUUGGGUCCACCAAAUCCUGACAAUCUUCCUGAAGAUGGAAAGUUAAAAAGCGAGACAAUGGUCAAAGAGAACCGACGUUAUUACUUGGAUUUGAAAGAAAAUGCUCGUGGUCGGUUUCUACGAGUAAGUGUGUCCCAGACGAUCCCUCGUGGUGGCCCCCGUUCGCAGAUUGCUAUCCCCGCCCAAGGCAUCAUCGAGUUCCGUGAUGCUCUUACAGAACUUUUGGACGAGUUCGGGACGGAUGAUGGCACUUUCUUUGCAGGUUAUCAAGGUGAUUUGCCAGAGGGACGCCACAUGAGGGUAGAAAAUAAAAACUUCUACUUCGACAUAGGUUCUAACCAUAGGGGUGUAUACAUGCGUAUAUCUGAGGUAAAGAAUAAUUUUCGCACUGCCAUCACCAUUCCCGAGAAGUCGUGGGGCCGCUUUCGUGACAUCUUCGCCGACUACGUUGAGAAGAUGACUGAGAGUCAGGAUGCCCCCGAACGGGCGCAGCAGCAGUCGGGCAAGUCUAGCACCGACGCGGAGGACGCGGACGCUGAGGGUGAGGCGCGAGAGUGAGUGCCACCUAGUGUAGGAGUAUGCAGGCGCAGCAGGCGAGGGCAGGGGGGUGUGCGCACGACCACUUGCCGACACUCUGUCUCGCCUAGAACUCUCUGCUGUCUUGUCUGGCUGCCGUUUCUCAUUGAGGCCUCGUUGCGGCAGCGCCGAUGCAGCAGCGCCCUCUGGGUGGUUUGAUCGUGCGCGGGUGAUGGCGAGGAGAAACGGUCGGCAAGAAGGCGCUUAAGGCAAGAGUUUGGGUAGAAAGUGGGUUGGUCGCCGGCACCACCUAGUGGAGCUCUGCUGUCCCUCGUGCUGUGCUAUUGUCAACGCCAAUGUCAUGCUUUCUCUGCAGACGAGUGAGUCGAUGGUGCACUGCGCGGGGCCUCGUCACCCCACCAUCCACCAACCCCCCACAACACUUCUCCUUCUUUCGGUAUGAGUUUUCGGUAGUAGAAUUUUCACGUGUGUUUGUGUGCCCGUCGUAUUAGAUAUAUUAGGAGAGCCGCCGUCGCCUGCAGCGCCUGGCCCCACGCGUGCACCACGCUCACUCUACGAGUGCACAAUUGUCCACUAUGAUCAGCUAAAGGUAAAAAGACUUUUUAUACCAGAUUCAAUUCUGUAUUAGAAAAAUCUGUGAUGGAUUGCGACGUGUUGCAUUUUGUGGAGCACACGUAGGAGGUAGAUAAAUCGAACAUUACGCGUUCAAAAGCGCGUGCGAGAUCAGCAAGCUUGACUUUCACAGCAAGAUUGAUGUUCGUACACAAAGAGAUCUACUGGCGGAAUGGCCAGCCACAAAUGCAUUGGUCUGGUCUGGUUGGCCACGCCCACGAUUUGAGAAGGUAUACGUGACAUGGUAGAAAGGGUUACGAGCGCGUCGUCGUGACAACCAUGUCACGGCGUCGCCGCUCGGUUCCACAAUAACGGAAAAUGAUCAAUUCUUUUUUCACAUUGACAGUUUUAUUAUCCAGUGGAUAUCUGUAUCUAGUAAAAUUCUGAGUACGCAUCUCCAGUCCUUAUUUUCACCCCCAUGUGCCACUGUGACUUUAGUUGAAUAGGUUUUGUUUCUCUGCUUUCUCCUCCUCCUCUUCUUCUUCAUCGGUCAACUCCGUUAUGGUUUGGUUGUACGUGCAGCCUGUGAGGAUACUUGCUUGUGCAUUGCGACACGGAAAGGUGCCGUAGCUAUAUCCACCGUAGUCCGUUGGAUAUGCAGGAAUUUUUUAGUUAGGAUUGUCAUUACAUGAGUUGAACCGUUUUGCCGGCUGUGGUAAGGGUAGACGAAGUAAUUUAGUGUUGAUAAUGUAUGAAUUUGAUUCGAGUCUCUGCGUUUAUUCGGGAAUUGGUUCCAAGUUGGAGGAAGCGUUUGCAAUGUACAGGUGCUGUAACAUCUCAGUAUGCUCCAUUUAUCACGCUCUUCCCAUAUCCAUGUUCCUUUAAAAUCAUGAACUCGGUGCUGGAACGUCCAGCGAAUUCUAAAUUCGAAUAUUUUGUUUUUGCUGUGGCUGGCUGGCGAGAUUGCACGCGAUUCUGUGAUGCCCAGGCAAGUACCAUCAGGACGAUGAGAAGAAACUGUAGUAGCUACAUGUACAAUCAUGUUGUAUCUCGUGACCGUCAGUGCGUCGUUGAUAUUUAUGCUCUAGGAAUGGAUAUAAGUUGUUUGAUUCACAGGGGUUAUCGUUAUUAUAAUUAUGGUGACUGUUUAGUGGUUAUUGACACAGCAUACUAUCACGUUUGUGUCCACGCCCUGCUUAAGGAGUCUAGUUUGCAUUGGAUUGGAUGGUUAAUUGUGCAUUGCACCUAGCUGUAUCGCAUACGAGCAUAUGAAGUCAUAGGCAUUAUAAAGGGAAGGUUAAGCCAAGGUUGAAGUACAUAGCUAUGCGAGAGAGUAUUCUUUCUGAAUGUCUGAGUGUGUUAAAUAAUAUAAGGUUUCGAUUAUUGUAACCAGGAAAAUCAUAGGUAUUUCACCCUUCUUACUACGUUGGAGUCCUGAUGUUUCUAAUGAAUUUUAUUUUGAGAGGUAUUUCCGAGCCAGCCUCAAUGAGGUGUCAGGUGGUUGCCCAUAACCCCGGUGUUAUCGCGUAGUAUAUGUAGUUAUUACCACUGCGUGCUGCCACUGUUGAGGCGUGCGCACACGCGUAGCGUGCACUCUAUUCUCGCGAGAUUCUGCGAGAGACGUUCUGAGAGGGCGCUUAGAGCUCCCGCCGUUGUUCUGCCACGUUGAUGGUCGGGUUUUGUUCGGGAUGGUUUGGUGCGGCUGCAGCUGCGUGGCCUGCAGGCGCGUGCUGCACGUUGUCGUGGCGACGCAGGCCUGUCGAGCUGCGAAAUGAUCGUUUGUCCUUCUAGUCUGUUGCUGACAGCGAAACCGAGCAGUCGAGGUCAACCGACGGAACCUGCACGUUACAUUGUCGCUGCCGAAAAUCAACGGUCCCGCUAUAUACUUGAGUCUAGUGCCGUGUUUGUUGUGUUUUCCAUUUUUAAGUGAACGAUUGUUAUCGGUUGGAUUCCACCCACGCGCCCCCCACCCACCCCACAUGUGAUUCAAAAUAUGUUCUGGUUGGUUGAGUUCGUUUAUGCCGGGGUCAGUUUGUGCGAGAUUAAGAAACACCCAUGUCGGCAUACCCUGAUGAACGCCCCUGGAGGCUGCUUUGCAGCAGCAAAGAGGCGAGAAGGGAUAGUUAUAUUUGCGAGCAGGUUAUUAAUAUUAUUGCAUGGAAACAUCUUUUAUCCUAUACCGUUGGAAGGUGUUACGUUUUAGUCUUCAAGUCACACUGUUUCGAGCCAGUGGGUGAAAGAAAUAGGUUCAUGCAUUUAGCUCCACAUGUGUUCUGUACGUUGGUCAUGUUUUAGGUAAAUGCCUUGUAGCAAAAAUGCCAAGACGUUCUUAGGUAGACUGUAGUCAGAUUAUGAAGUUGCAUAUGAUAUAGACGUCUUCUAAAAAAUGGUUUUAAAGAGAAAAAGUUACUUUGAUAUAUUUUAAGUAUUUUUGUUUAUGAAUUAUGUUUGGAAUAUUUAAAGCUAGUUAAUGCUAGUUGACUGCUUCCUUUAUUGUUAAAGGUGGCAUCGAGAAGUUAAUAUGCAUCGUGCACGGCCGUUUACUGUCCUAGUCCUAGAUGUAAACCAUACACACGUGUUAUAAUGUCUCUCCCAAUCAGAACCGCAGCUUUUGUCUCACCACUUAUUUUUGACACGUUUAUUUGUAUCUGUCGUAGAGCUUUCUCGCGAAUUUCUUCAGUAGUAUGUCUAACCGUAUACUGGAUAGGCAUGCAGGCCCUGCAUCUCCCGCACAGUGAAUUCAUCUCGGUUGCCCAGAUCGAGAGAGGGCCGGUGCUGUGACCUCUACUAAUAGGCGUCGCCACAUCUCCCGGCCCGGCAUAUCAACGCCAUCUAGUGGCCGUUGUGAGCCUCGUUGCGAGGGUGAUCACAUGCCUGCUCGUAGACGUCGUGUCAUAUGUGUUUCCCAGUCUCUCGGGUGCUGUCAACGGCAGUGCUCAGCUUACCAGUGUUAGCUAGGGUCCUGUUUCAUACCACUGUUGAUGGGCUCUGGAAGCUGCAUUUUGUAUUUAGUAUUAGAGAUAACUGAGUGUGAACAGUUGUAUCCGUUAUAAAAUUAAUAAUACUAUCACAAAAAAUUGUUCUACAAACUUUGUUGUGCAAAUCAAUACAUAUUACACGGAUCUUGCUUUCUG